Grammomys surdaster is the source of this 5229-nucleotide messenger RNA. Its product is annotated as cytochrome b5 reductase 4. Gene Ontology annotation, biological process: superoxide metabolic process; generation of precursor metabolites and energy. NCBI's taxonomy places the organism in Eukaryota, Metazoa, Chordata, Mammalia, Rodentia, Muridae. The transcript is spliced from 16 exons. The record is from RefSeq and is a predicted model, not a curated record. Gene Ontology annotation, molecular function: heme binding; oxidoreductase activity. Gene Ontology annotation, cellular component: endoplasmic reticulum. Bases 131 to 1693 code for a protein of 520 amino acids.
GGAAGUGGGUCGGGGGGCUUGGCCUCGGCCGGGCCAAGGAGCCGGCACAGACAGUGGUAGCUGCUGGGGUCCCGUCAGGCGAGCCUGUCCGGUGGCGGAGCCCGGAUGCGGCCCGAGCCGGGGGCCCAGGAUGCUGAACGUCCCUUCCCAGGCUUUCCCGGCCCCCGGCUCCCAGCAGCGUGUCGCCUCCCAGGGGCGCAGCAAGGUACCUUUAAAACAAGGCAGGAGUCUUAUGGAUUGGAUCCGACUGACCAAGAGUGGAAAGGACUUAACAGGACUGAAGGGCGGGUUAAUUGAAGUAACUGAAGAGGAGCUUAAGAAGCACAACAAGAAAGACGACUGUUGGAUAUGCAUAAGAGGGUUUGUUUACAAUGUCAGCCCAUACAUGGAGUAUCAUCCUGGUGGGGAGGAUGAACUUAUGAGAGCCGCAGGAGCGGAUGGAACGGAUCUUUUUAAUGAGGUUCAUCGUUGGGUCAAUUAUGAAUCCAUGCUGAAAGAAUGCCUGGUUGGCAGGAUGGCUGUGAAGCCUGCUGUUCCAAAAGACUGUCAUGAAGGAAAGAGAGUCUUAAAUGGCAUGCUUCCCAAGAGCCAAGUGACAGACAUACUGCCCAGGGAAGGCCCUAGUUCUCCAAGCUAUGAUUGGUUCCAAACAGAGUCUUCAGUCACCAUUGUUAUAUACACCAAACAAAAGAAUAUCAGUUUAGACUCAGUAAUCGUUGACCUCCAGGAUAACUCCUUGAGAGCAGAAGCAGCCAUCAAGGAUCAUUCUUACCUUAUACAUAUUGGACUAAGCCAUGAAGUUCAAGAAAAUAUUUCUGUACGGGUUAUUGAAAAUGUUGGAAAAAUAGAGAUUGUCCUACAAAAGAAAGAAAAUGUUUCUUGGAAAUGUCUUGGCGAUCCCCUGGAGAAACAUGGUUCCUUUAUUCCAAAGAAAGAUGCAGGCUUAUACUACAGACGGUGCCAGUUAAUUUCCAAGGAAGAUGUUACUCAUGAUACAAGGCUUUUCUGUCUGAUGCUGCCUCCAAGUACUCACCUUCAGGUGCCAGUUGGGCAACAUGUUUACCUCAAGCUCAGUGUCACAGGUGCAGAAAUAGUUAAGCCAUAUACACCCGUGUCUGAUUCCUUACUCUCAGAUUUUAAAGAACCAGUUCUUUCCCCAAAUAAAUACAUCUACUUUUUGAUCAAAAUCUAUCCUGCUGGACUCCUCACACCAGAGCUUGAUCGUCUUCAGAUUGGAGAUUUUAUUUCUGUAAGUGGUCCUGAGGGCAGUUUUAAAGUAUCCAAACUCCAGGAAGUAGAAGAUCUUUUUUUAUUGGCAGCGGGAACAGGCUUCACACCAAUGGUUACUGUACUGAAUUAUGCUUUAACUCACAUAGCCUGUCUCAGGAAGGUGAAGUUGAUGUUCUUCAAUAAAACAGAGGACGAUAUAAUUUGGAGAUGUCAGCUAGAGAAAUUGGCAUUAAAAGAUAAAAGAUUUCAUGUUGAAUUUGUUCUCUCGGCACCUUCUCCAGAAUGGAACGGCAAACGGGGACAGGUGUCACGAGCUCUUCUCUCCGAAUUUUUGCAAAGAAGUUUAGAAAACUCUAGGGUCUUCUUUUGCAUCUGUGGACCAACACCAUUUACAGAUGAGGGGAUAAGGUUGCUGCAUGAUCUUAACUUUUCUGAUGAUGAGAUUCACGGUUUUACAGCAUAAGAAAAAGCUGCCAUUGUCUUUUAUUGAACUAGUUUAUAUUUGUGAUUGCCUAGGAUUUUUUAAAAGAAUUUUUGUAUGUGUAGAAGGUUAAUCAGAAUCCAGGCUUUCUCAAGUGAAGUCAUGUGUCUCAGUGCAAGUAACUUCUUGGUUUAGUUUUGUACCAUGACUUAUUUUACUGCGGACGCCUGACCUGGACGGUCAAUCAUGGCAGCAGGUACAUACAAGAGCCUUUGUUUUGAACUGCAAGUUUUCUGACCACUGAAAUAGUAUCACUGCUCUGCAGUCAACACUUGUAUUUUAUGACAUAAUAAACAAAGCAAUCAUUUUGGUUACUUUUUAUGCUGCAAGAUAUCUUCUGAGCAAUACAGAUUAAAUUUUACACUGCACUGUUCACUCAGGAAUUGAUGCUGUAUGUCCUUAUUAGUCUUAAAACAUGGAAUGCUGUAACUGCUGGUGGUCCAGUUUUGUGGGUGUCUAUGGUGUUGAUAUAGAUUGAAUAAAACUGUACUUCCAUACUUUUUACUCCAUGUGGUAGACAUGUUGCUGAAGAUAACAAAUACAGUGGUUGUCUUAAAAGGAAUUUUAUUUAUGUGCUAAUUACAUUUUGAAUCUCACUUUAUAACUUUGGUUGAAUUGAAAUUAGCUAUGUAUGACAGGCUGGCCUAAAACUCCUGGUUCUGCUUCCUGGUGCUGGGAUUACUGGUGUGUGCUACCAUACCUGAGCUUAGAGGAAAUUUUAAAGACAACAGUAGUUCAGUUACUAAUCCCCAGAGGGUGGAAGAAGAGAACUGACUCUGCAAGAUAGUCUCAGUGUGCACACUGUUGGCAGUGCACAAAUACACAAACACAGACACUAAAGAAAUUUAAUCUCUUAAAAUUUUUAAGAUACCAAUGAAAAAUAUUAGACAUUCUUCACACUUGUAGUUUGGGACUAGGUGUGUUUAAAGAGCUUUACAAGAACACUAACAACUCUCAUCCCAGACCAAAGGUAUUAGCAAAGAUUGAAGUUUGGCAUCCAGUGGCCUGAGAUAAUUAAUCCUUCUGCAGACCUUUCCACACCAGCUGGAAAAGAAGAACACUCUGUCCUGAAGGUUUCUUUCCAGACUGGCUGCUUCCCCAGCAGCUGGCAGAUCAGUGGGAAGCUCUGGCGCAGGCAGCCUUCAAAUCCCUUUAAACCUAGAAUUCUGCAGAGCUAUCAAGAGCUUUUCUGAAGGGGAUGUUAAUUGCAUAGGUUGCUGGAGCACUCACCAGAUUACUCUAUCCUGAUCCAUCCAGCAGCAGUGUUUCACAGACAGAGUGGAGAGGAGUCCCUGGUUUUUCAUGAAUAGUUUUGUAACUAGCUACCAUGUCUGAAUGAAUGGCCUGGCCCAACUAACAAUGGUGCAGCAUUAGCACAUCCCAAAGGGCCAGUAGCUUCUGAAGCCUCUGCUGGCAAAUGGCUGGUUGAACACCCAGUAUUCCUGUGUCUCCUUUUUCUGAGGUAGGAAUCCAGCGCCCAGCUGUAGCCCUGCUGCUCAUAGGGAUUUCAGCUACAUGCUCCCCCACCAUCUUUUUCCGCUGGGAGGAGGUGUGUCUUUUUAAUUAUUUUCAGUAGUCCAUUGGUAAUAUGUUGAUUAACUUACAUGAAUCGCUUUAUUUUUCAUGUUUUUAAGCUUUUUUCUUUCUCCUCCAAUCCUGUUCCAGUUACUUCCAGCAAACAGUUUCCCUCUGUUCUUAUAUCUCUUCUUUGCCCCUCCCCUGUAUUUGAGAGCGAAAGACAACCCAGCAGCACCUUUGGACAAUCUCUAUGCACAUAUUAGUUUAUAUCUUGGAUCCCAAGUUGCAAUCUAAUUUGAGAAUCAGAUUUUGAUAACUAGUAUAGAUUUUUGCCUGCUGUUGAUUGGAUAAUUUGUUCUUUAGGUGCUUUUUUAAAAAAAAUUAUAUUCUAUAUGUUCACUGUUGUGUUUUAUAAACAUACAAGGGAGAAGGAAUAUGUUUGGUGGAUGUAUAGUCAGAUGUGGGGGAAGUGUUUAUUCAUAAAGCCAAAUGGUGGAAACAACCCAAAUAUUCAUCUGUGGAUGUAUUGAUAAAAAGAUAACGUAUGUAUAAUGAAGCAUAUUUAGCCGUAAAAAGGAAUGAAAUAUUAGAUGAGCCCUAAAACAUGCUGAGUACAGGGUGAAAAAAACAAACAGCUUUUACAACUUGCCUCUUUUAUGAUUCUUUAUAUGAAACUCUAGGAAGGCCUAUUUGUAGAGAUGGAAGGGAAUUAUACCUGUUAUAGAGUACAAGAGAGGAAGAUGAAAGGUAGCAGGUUGUUUUGGUUUUGAUGCAAGUUUUCUAACGUUGACAUAUUUGUGAUAUGUGCUCAAAUCUAAGUAGACAAAUUGUAUAGUAAGGGGCUAUAUCUCAAAAAGGAAUGUUUUUAAUAGACUAAACUAAAAAGAAAAUAUGAAUAAACAAAACUUAAGCUUUCUUAAAGAGAAAAUGAAGAAAGUCCAUUAAGAUCUAAAGAUCAAAGAAGUAAACACUGAAGACAAUAAAGAGUGUCUGCCAGAGAGUGUCAAUCAUCAAAUCAUCAUUUAAAGACAAUAAAUACUAAAAACAAUAUACUGCAAGAAAAAACUUCCUUAAAUUCCCAACCAAAACACUGAAGUGAAUGUUGAAGGAGCAACUCCAUGGUAACUUCAGUAGAAUGAGAAACCUGGAAAGGCUUUACUCAGCGAGGGAAAAGAAACUAACCUAAAGCUCAUGACUUGAGGCAAAAGAAACAGGCUCAUCAUCACCAGCUUUUCAGUGGCUGGAGCUCUGUGGAAGAGCACUCACCUAGCAUGAACAAGGCAUUGCUUGGGUUCCAUCCCCAGCACCGCACACUCACAAGAGAAGACAGCAUCAGAAAACAGUUUUUGAAAAAAGGAAAUGUACCCUUCAGAACCACAGGAAAACACUUUUCUCUGGAAAAGCUGAAGCGAGAGAAACAUGAAUUAAUAAUCCUGUUUCCAGAAGCCUCCCUGUAUCUAUAGCUACAAAUGGACAGGAUUAGAUACAGGUUGUGGGUGCAUUAACCCUGUGGGACUGAGACUAGACAGGGGUUAAAGAGGAGACGACUCCAGGCAUGGGAGGGUAAGCUAACAAACAUGAGAGCAUGGAGUUAGGAUGUAGCUCUGUUGGUUGAAUGCCAUCCUAGCAGAGAUGGGGCCUGGGUUCUAUCCUCAGCACCAUAGAAACUGUACGCAUGGGGACACACACCUGUUGUCUCAGCACGUAAGAGACAUUCUUUACUCCACAGAGAGCUCAAGGCCUGUCUGGGCUAGACAUCUCAUUCAGUCAAAUAAGGAAGGAAUAAUGCUUUUAAAAAGAAACUGUCGGCUAUCCCUGUGGUAGUUGUUUUGUGAUUUUAAGCAUGUGGAAUGAAGUAAAUUGGGUUUUUAAAAUAUCUUUUAGUCUCUGCCUCUAUUUCCCUUAAUACCUUUGUAUUGAAGUACUUUAAACCUAAUUCUGCCCAUCAAAUUAUUGUUCAACUUUUGAGAGUUUUUAUUAAAAAUCUGAGAAGACUGUAA